Puntigrus tetrazona (Sumatra barb) is the source of this 1518-nucleotide messenger RNA. RefSeq names its product membrane-associated ring finger (C3HC4) 5, like (gene marchf5l). NCBI's taxonomy places the organism in Eukaryota, Metazoa, Chordata, Actinopteri, Cypriniformes, Cyprinidae. The record is from RefSeq and is a predicted model, not a curated record. Gene Ontology annotation, molecular function: zinc ion binding. The transcript has 7 exons. Bases 227 to 1102 code for a protein of 291 amino acids.
GACAUUUAUUUUGACACACGGAAGUGGCCUAUCCGGAAGUUGUUCUGCAUAAGGUUGUUGUUCUGUCCUCCGAGAAAUUGAAAGUGUCAAAUAAGCUGGAGAUCUAAACUAAACGCAUAUCUGAAACAUUUACAGCUAUAAAACAUCUUCAGGAGGUGUUGUACACUGAGCCUGAUCUGGCGUACUCAUGGUUGAGCUAGAGAGUGUGGAUCGAACCUGACACAAGAUGGCCUGUGUAGAUGAACCUCCAGAGAAGCACUGCUGGGUGUGUUUUGCUACGGAGAAGGAGGACCGAGCUGCAGAAUGGGUUAGCCCAUGCCGGUGUAAGGGCUGCACCAAGUGGAUCCAUCAGUCCUGCUUACAGCGAUGGCUGGAUGAAAAACAGAAGGGAAACAGCGGAGGAGCCGUCAGCUGCCCACAAUGUGGCACUGAAUACCGGAUAGUUUUCCCCAAAAUGGGGCCUCUGGUGUACUUCCUCCAGCAGGUCGACAGAGCUCUGUCCAGGGCCAGUCCGUUCGCCGCAGCAGGAGUCGUGGUGGGCACCGUCUAUUGGUCGGCAGUCACUUACGGUGCCGUCACAGUUAUGCAGGUGGUGGGCCAUAAGAAAGGUCUGGAUGUGAUGGAGCGUGCAGAUCCUCUCUUCUUACUCAUGGGUUUACCCACCAUCCCCGUCAUGCUGGUGCUGGGGAAGAUGAUUCGCUGGGAGGAUUACGUGGUGCGGCUUUGGCAAAGACACUCUUCUAAGCUUCAGAUCUUCAGUGGGCUUGUACCUGGUAUGGGCCGUCCUCUGCCCCGCAUCCCAGCCGAGGGUAGUUACGGAGGAGAUCAUCUCUCUGUAUCUCGCACCCUGUGCGGCGCCCUCAUCUUCCCCUCCAUCGCCAAUCUGGUGGGACGCCUCCUGUUCCGCAAGGUCACGUCAAACCUGCAGCGCACCAUCCUGGGUGGCAUUGCUUUUGUGGUGAUCAAGGGAGUGCUGAAAGUAUAUUUCAAGCAGCAGCAGUACCUCAUCCAGGCUAACAGACACAUCCUGAACUACCCAGAGCCCGAGGGACGAGCAGACGGCACUUUUGAGGACGACAACGAAGACAGUAGCAACGAAUGAAGACGAUGCUCUUGAGGAAAUCAACAAAUGCACUGUAGUAUAGGAUUCUCAGUAUAAAGAAAGACAUAUUUACAGAUGUUUAAAGACGUAAUUUCUCAGCUUUACGUGGCUCUAAAUCAGCACAAACACAUAUUUGCUAUGUGUUACUAAACUGCAAGGAAGAUGGAAUUCUUUCGUCGGUGAGGAAUGUCUGUUGGGGUGUUAAAAGUGCCUGUAAUAGCAAAACACACCAGUAGAUGGCGCCAAAUGCAAAGCUGGUACCUGCACUGUGCACUGAUGUCUCUGAUGAAGACAUUGUCAUUUAGGCUGCAAAUGUACCAGCACAAUCAUGUAAGCAGUUUGGGAAUGAGUUAAUUGAUUCUGAUUGAAGAUGCACUGGCUCUUUAAUGACAAAUAAAGGAUGAUAAACACACAAA